AUGUUCAAAUUUCCCGGGGUUGCUUUCAUUACUGGCGCAGGAGGGACUGAGGCACAGGUGUUUAGUCAAGAAGGCGACAUCUCGAACGAAGGUUUCGUCAAUUCCUUCGUUGGCGAUACUGCCAAGAAGUUCUUGCGCAUCGACUACUCAUCACUGCGGUCACACGAAACAUCAACAGCCGAUUUCGAUCUCAUUACCAAUGUCAACUACAAGGGUAGUUGGUUGGCAUCUCGGGCAGUCUUGAGCCAAAUGCUCAGGCAGCAACCCCAUGAAGAGCAUCCAGAACAACGCGGCGCCAUCGUCAAUAUCGCGAGCCAACUCGGCAUUGUGGCGCGACCGGCUGCGGCACCGUACUGUGCGUCCAAAGCCGCAAUCAUCAAUAUGACGAGGUCAGAUGCCAUUGACUAUUCGCAAGACAAGAUCAGAGUCAACUGCAUCUGCCCGGGUGUCAUCGCCACGCCAAUGACAACAGCGUCAGAAGAGUUGGUUCAACGACUGAGGCCCGCAAUCGACAUUGCACCGAUGAAGCGUAUGGGUACACCGGAGGAGGUAGCUAACGCAGUGUUGUUCCUGUGCUCGAGCCAAGCCAGCUUCAUCCAAGGCCAUGCUCUAGUCGUCGACGGAGGCUACACAAUCAACUGA
Colletotrichum fioriniae is the source of this 642-nucleotide messenger RNA. Lineage: Eukaryota; Fungi; Ascomycota; Sordariomycetes; Glomerellales; Glomerellaceae. The record is from RefSeq and is a predicted model, not a curated record.